Microbotryum saponariae is the source of this 1846-nucleotide messenger RNA. The record is from the annotation of a GenBank genome assembly. Lineage: Eukaryota; Fungi; Basidiomycota; Microbotryomycetes; Microbotryales; Microbotryaceae.
AUGACGAGCUCGCGACCGACACGUCGAUCAACCGCAGCGUCGGCCGCAGUCGCAACUACAUCAGCCAGCGGUCAAGGGGCAGCUGAUGACUCAAGGAAGGUAGCAAGACGAUCAAGCUCCCAUCGUAGCGCUACCGCAGCAUCAAGCUCGAAUGCGAACGCCUCCACGUCUGUCGCCGCUUCGGCCCACGCUUUGGUCCCGAGCUCGGCUCGUCGACUUCGGUUAGGAGACCAUCCGGACGUGGGUGGAUCAUCUUCCGACGGUGCGGAACCGGUACUAGCAGCUCGCACCGAAGGUUUGGUCGCACGUAGACUCACGCGCAAGGCCCCCAUCUCGCCCAAAUCUUCUCGAUCGACCUCACCGCAACUGUCCGAGCUCUACGAUGGCUCGUACAGCCCCGACGUGGACGCCCCACCUUACUCGCCUCCUGACCGAUUGACGCACCUCUCUUCCGAACUGCUGGCGCUCAUCUUGGCACACCUCUCGCCCAAGACGGAGCCAGACCUGUCGUCGCUGUACCGCUGUGCGCUCGUAUGCAAGGGCCUGCUGCCCCACGUGCGCCUGCAUAUGUACCGAGAUCUCCGGAUCGAUACUCGAGUGCAUGCGCAUGCGAUGCAUCGUACCCUCCAUGGAAAUGAUGUCAACAGGGCCGUGAAGACGAUUGUAGCAGAUGUGGGAAUGAUGGCCAAGACAAGUUCCCAAUGGGUUGGUGAGUACCCGACGCCCGAGAUCAAAACCUUCGUCUCGCGCGGCUCACUGAUUCUGGCUCUCGCGUCAACAGGAUGGUUCCUGUUUCAUUCGAUGCACUCUUUAUGUGGCAUUAUUGGUUCGUGUCGCACCUUGUUGUCAUUGACGAUCUGCCUUCCCGCCGAGGCAACCGCGUGGACCCAGUCGCUCUGUUCGGCGCUCGUCGAUCUUAAAAUGCUCCACACGCUCGUCAAGGACCUUGACCCAAGUCGAGAAGGGGCACCCGGGGUCGGUCGAGCCGAAGGGAUGGAUGUCGGAUGGCGACCGCGCAAGUCGACGAGUAUGUGGAGCGUCAGCCAGUUGCUCAAACCGCUGGCCUCGUUGCGCUCCCUGACCACAUUGAGACUGUGCGGCAUCUCGUCCGAUUCAUCGACGAACCCUCCCACGGCGCCUCACCAACUGCGACUGACCGAAGUCGUCCUGAUCGAAGUCAACAUCACCAACACGGACUUGUUGCACCUCCUCGGGAAUGUCACGACGCUCAGGAAGCUUACGCUGUGGUGCUCGUCGUUGUUAUCGAAGCGAGGUUUGACGCAUGUGCUAAAACGGUGUCCGAAUCUGGUCGAGCUCAGAGUCGGAGGAAGUUGGUUCGGAGCCAAGGACGAAGGUACGCCCGCAAAAUUUGACGUAUAUUGUUCUGUGUCGCUGACCUAUUUUGAUAGAUGAUACCAACUUCCCACUCGAUGCUUCCCUUGCGAGCCUGCCUCGGCUCCGAGUCAUUCACGUCUCGGGCUCGCUCAUCUCCCCGGCGAUCCUUCUGCUGCCCUCGACCAACCUCGAGCAUCUGCUCGUCCACGGUGCACCGGCGUUCACACCUCUGGCGAUCCAUUCCGCUUUGGCAAGGAUGCGUUCGGACCCCUCACCCAUCGCGAGGCUGACAUUACCCGAGAUGGUUUUACAAGGUGAGGGGGCUCACACGAGUAGCGGUGGUCGGCAAAAGCUUGGCAGUACUUGUGCCGAUGUGGGAUGGACCGAGCAUUGGUUGUUCACCGUCAAGGCGACCGCGCAGGCCAAAGGGGUGAUUUUGGAGAAUGGGAGGGAGGGUAUGGAGGGGAGGGAAGACGACUUGGGGGACGAUAGUGGGAGUGAUCGAGGUUGA